Molecule: messenger RNA, 729 nt
Organism: Ogataea philodendri
Lineage: Eukaryota; Fungi; Ascomycota; Pichiomycetes; Pichiales; Pichiaceae
Exons: 2
Coding region: 1-729 (242 amino acids)
Source: RefSeq, a predicted model, not a curated record
AUGAGCAAGACACAAAGUUCUGAGGGCGUCUUCAGCAAGAACCGUGAUUUGAGAAUUGAUCUGCUCUUUCACGGUGCUCGUGAUCGGAACAAUGGUUCCAUCAGACUUGGAUCUGAAGCUGCAGCGAGAAAAAACAAGUUCAGAUGCUCCCUUGAUGUAGAAUCUUGUUCCCGGAUCAAGUCCAAUGGGCUCGAGUCGCCAAUGGCUUUGAAUUUAUCCUUUGCCAAUAGCAAAAGAGCACACUCGGUCUUGGAUCCAACAAACUCCUCUUCAACCUCCUGCUGCACUGGUGGUGGUGACUUCUUGAACCAACUGGAUUUCUCCUUCACUGGAGCUUUUUCCUCCUUCUUGGACUCGAAAGCGGUGGAGUUCAACAUAACGUUGUCCAAGACGCUUGCCUUCAAUCUAUCAGCGACUUGUCCCGCCACCUCCAGACUGGUUACGGUUCCAUCUGAAUUGGUAUCGUCAAACUCCUGGUCUCCAAUAAAUCCACGAACAACACGCAUUCUGUUCUCCGUCAAAGUACCCGUCUUGUCUGAGCAAAUAGCGGUCGCACCGCCCAUUGUCUCACAACUCUUCAAAACACGCACCAGAUUGCCGUCCUUCAUCAUACGCGUUGUAGCGAAGGCAAGAGCAAGAGUCACGGCCAACGGCAAUCCUUCAGGAACAGCCACCACAAUAAUGGUAAUUGCAGUGAUCAAGAUGUUGACAAACUUUGUACCUUUUUGA